AGCCUAGCUACAGGAUCUAAAACCCUUGGCACAACUAAAGGAGCUUAACGCCAGGCCCCAACCAUACCCUCGCACCGCAGCGCAGCGCAGCCCUUCCCCCACCUCGUAAAUGAGGUGCCAUCAAAUUGUUGGCGCGGCUUUUGUGAAAUUGGUCUGGUUCGGAUCCUAUUGAAGCAAUUAAAGGAGCAGAAGAAGCAGAAGGAGCUGCCGGAGCUGGAGACGCACAUUUUAUAAUUAGAAAACAUAACGAAUUUGAAAGCAAAUCCCCCGAGCUUUGUAUGCGCCAAGUUUCCAAGUGAUUAAUUUCACAAUAUCAACAACAACAAGAACCACAACAAACUGGGGCCAACGACAGCGAUUUAAGCCAAUUAAGCGACAGCAACAACAACAACAACAGCAACAACAACAACAAUAACCAGACUAAAGCGUUAGCACAGCAAAUGCCGCCAUGAGUUUCCUCAGCUCCAUGCAACAAUAUGUAACAAGUGGCAUAUCCAGCUUGGGCCUCGGCAAUCGCCGCUUCUCGCUGUCCCGUCAGGAGUCUAGCGAGCAGCAGACAGGCGGCCUGGCAGGCAGCGCGGCUGCAGCAGGCGGCGCCUUGAGUCCACAGCAACAGUUGCUCUCACAGCAGCAACAGCAGCUGAACCAUCAGCAACAGCAUCAACAGCAGCAGCAGCUGCAGCAUCCGCCGCUGCAGCAACAGACGAGCAUUGGCAGUUGUCUGGGCGGCGGCGGCAGCCCUUAUGGCCCGCCCACACAGCCCAACGCGGGCGUCACCUCAAACGUUGCCGGCGGCAAUUAUCCCGCCGGCGGCGUUGUCAUUGGCAAUCCGAAUGCCACUAAUCCAUUACUAGGCUAUCCCAAGGGCAGCAGCGGUGCGGGAGGCAACUGUUCAUCCGCUGGGAGCACGCCCAUCAAUUCGCGUCGUCAAUCGCGUGCCCUGGAGUGUUUGGCUCCGCCGCGCACCGGUUCAUUCCGUAGCCGGAACUCGCCACUGCAUCAGCCGGAUCCGCCGCCGCGACCACCGUUGGCAUUUUGCAAGCGACGCCUCAGUUGGCCCGAGGUCGAUCCGCGCUCGAAUUCUGGGGUACAGGAAACGGAUGGGUCGUAUUUUGAGAACUUUACAUCGCUCGGCUGGAAGCGGGAAAAUCGUCGCAUGUCGGCAACGCGUGCGGCCGAAUCACGUGCCGAGGCUAAUCCCGAAAAUGAACGUGAUCCGCCAGCGCCCGAGGAGUCCAUUGACCGACACGACGAUAAGGAGAAGCUCUAUGUCGAGGUCCUGCAUACCAUUGCCAAUACGGUGGGCGCACCAGCGCCCGGCGGACAGUUUGCACAUUACAAGGACGAAAUGUAUCUGCAUGCACAGCGCGCCUUUGGUGUCAAUCCGGAUCGUCAUUAUCGCCUGCUGCACGCCUCCGCCGAGGAUAAACCAAAGAUAAUCGUCCUCUCUGCGGUCGUCAUUGAGGCUGAUGGUCUCGAAGCAAAGGAUGCCAAUGGCUUCUCGGAUCCGUAUUGCAUGCUGGGCAUACAGCCGGACGGCGGUCCGCCCGUGUCGCCGCUGCCGCUGCCGCCGACGCCGCGCGCCCUUUCGGCGGACAUGAGCGGUGGCUUUGAUAAUAGCGCCACGGACUCGCCGCCGCAUCGCAAGCACAGCUUCCGUUUGAGCUUUAAGCGGCGCGAGGCCGGUCGACGGGAGCAGCGCGACUCGCUGGGCGGCCCGGUCCCGGCCAAGCUAAUCAAGGCGACCAGCAUAAAGCCGCACACGCUCAGCCCCAAAUGGAAUGAGAAAUUUAAAUUCGACAUCGAUGACAUCAACACGGACACCUUUCACUUGGACAUUUGGGACCACGACGACGAGAGCUGCGUCCUGGACGCCGUGUCGCGCCUGAACGAGGUGCGCGGUGUACGCGGCCUGGGUCGUUUCUUCAAGCAGGUCUGUCAGUCGGCGCGUCAGGGCUCGCAGGACGAUUUCCUGGGCUCCGUGAAUAUACCCAUAGCGGAUAUACCCUCAACAGGGCUGGAUGCCUGGUUCAAGUUGGAGGCGCGCAGUCAUCGCAGCACUGUGCAGGGUCGCAUACGGCUCAAGCUGUGGCUAUCGACACGCGAGGAUCGCGGCAACGUUGCCGAGGAGAACAAUGAACAGCAGCUGCGCAAGAUCGAGCAGCUGCAGCUGGUCUUCAUGCAGCACGAGGUGACCACACACGAGCCCAGCUGGACCUGGUGCGGUGAUCUGCCCGGCCCGGCGCUCACCAUACUCCAUCAGCUGGCCGUACAGUCGGAGCUCACCGAUUUGCACUGCGCCAUGGCCAGAUAUGUGGCCGCCGCUCGACUGAAUCGCUCAACGCCGCUGGAUCCAAAAUUCCUGCAUCGCCUGCUGAGCGAUGUGGAGAAACAAUGGAAUCAGCCCAAUCAGGAGGCGCUGUCACGCGAUCUGGAACAAUGGCUGGCCGAGGCGAUGAAUGGCUUUGUGGAGCGUUCGUUAAAUCAGAUACGACGACAUCGUGACAUCUUUCCGGCACUGAAUCCGCCCUCGCUCAUACGCUUGGAAUUCCUGCUGCGCUGUCUGGGUCUGCUCGGCUCGAUGCGCGCCUUUCGCGCCGUCUGCCCCUUUAAUAAGGGCGUGCGCGGCGAGGUGGUAAAUGCGUUGCGUAAGGGCUCCAUUAUGUGGGGCCAAAAUGUGCUGCGCGAAUCGCAAUGCUUGCCCAAUCCAUUAUCGAAUUUUGUAACAACAUUAACCGCCGACAUCCAGCUGGGCCAGACCUACUAUCAUGCCCUAUUUGACAACACGAAUGGCAUUCAGUACUUCAGCAUUAUCUACAAGCAGUACGAUGCGAUGGUUGGCGAGGAGGUGUACACUCGGAUGGCUGCCGGGCAGGUGCCCGGCGUGCGAAUGAAUCUCUCACAGUAUGCGGUGCUGGAGGGCGACGCGGAGCCGGUGGAUACAAAGCCAUUCGAACUGUUUCUGGCAUUGCAGGAAUUCUGUCAGCUAAAGAGGCAUCUGUCCGCCCAGCCCCAACCGCCGGAGAAGCCGCUGGCAUUGAGCAACAGCCACGAAUGGUUCAUACCCACCUUUGAGCGCUGGAUGAUGGUUAGCAAGGCGAAGGCGUUGCAACGCAUCCGAGCUGCCAUUCGCAUGGAUGCCAUUUGCGAGGGUGAGCGCAUUGUGCGCUACAGCAGCUCCUCGGUGGACACGGCCAGCACGCUGUUGAACAUCAAGGAGUUCUGGAAGGUAAUCAAUUGGCCCGAUGAGGAUACGGCCAUUAUGCUCGAAUCGCAGCUGAUCGAUGUUGUCUGCUCGGCCGCGAUGCACUAUUGCGAUCUGAUACACACAACGCUGGCGGACAGCGGCUAUUACGAGCAGCAGGGUCCGUUCCGUUGCUCCGAUGAUAUGUGCGUUACGGUCAACAAUGUGGAGUAUGUGCGUCGCACUCUGGCCGAAUUUCGUUCGGAUGAGCAGCCCCUGGAGGAGUCCGCCGACAAUCUGCUCGAGUCCAGCUUAACGCACAUGGAGAAUCGCUGCGAGCGCAUACUGUCCAAGCUGGCGCCGCUCAUGCAAAUGUCCCUGCAGAAGGCCGUAUUCCAUUUGGCCUGGUCGCCGGACUCGCUGCCCGCCAAUCAGGCCAUUGUGCCGCUGCUCGAGUACCUGGACUGUCAUCUGGCUGCGCUGAAUAGCGCGCUGCUCACCAAGAAUUUUAAUCGCUCGCUGCGCUUCAUCUGGAAGACGGUGCUGGGCGAGAUGGCGCGCCAAAUGGAGACCGGCGAUGAGACGGACAAACCGACGCAUUUUCACAAGCGUCUGUACGAGGCGCUGCAGCUGCUCGUCGACUUCUUUCAUGCCGAGGGCCAGGGCCUGUUGCUCGAGUGCCUGCACACGGAGGAUUUCUGGCGCAUCGAGCAGCGUCUGCAGUUCCACAAAACGGACACGGAUCGUCUCAUUGAUAUGUUCUAUUUGAAUCGCUUGCGUGAGCAAUUGGUGGCCGUCAGUCCGGGUCCCUACGGCUCCCUGGCCGUGCGCGCCUACUUCAAUCACGACUCGCUGUGCGUCGAGGUGCUGCAUGCCCGGGACGUGGUGCCCCUGGAUCCGAAUGGCUUCAGUGAUCCAUUUGUCGUCAUCGAGCUUCUUCCCCGCCGCGUCUUUCUGCACUGCAUGGAACAGCAAACCAAUGUGCACAAGCGCACUUUGAAUCCCAUUUUCGAUGAGUGCUUCGAGUUUUCGGUGACGCUGGAGCAGUGCCUCACCGAUGGCGCCAUGAUUUGUUUCACGGUCAUGGAUCACGAUGUGCUUACGGCAAAUGAUUUUGGCGGCGAGGCGUAUCUGGCCCUGGGCAAUAUACCCGGCGUUGCCGACUACAGCACCAGCGUGGAUAACUUCCAUGGGCUCAAGCAAAUCGAGUUGCCGCUAAUGCAGCAAAAGGAUAAAUGCAAUCCCAUUUUGCAGAUACUGGAGCUGCGCGUUAAUGACAAACAGGCGCAGGACUUUGUGCGCAAACAGAAGGCGCGCUUCAUCAAUUGAUUCUAAUAAGUUGAGUCCAGUGAAGUGACAGUGCAAUGAAAUGUGUGCAACAGCAAUAACAACAACAACAACAGCAGCAACAAUAUCGAAAUACU
Molecule: messenger RNA, 4608 nt
Organism: Drosophila novamexicana
Lineage: Eukaryota; Metazoa; Arthropoda; Insecta; Diptera; Drosophilidae
Gene: unc-13-4A
Product: BAI1-associated protein 3
Exons: 12
Coding region: 449-4513 (1354 amino acids)
Source: RefSeq, a predicted model, not a curated record